Molecule: messenger RNA, 3514 nt
Organism: Esox lucius (northern pike)
Lineage: Eukaryota; Metazoa; Chordata; Actinopteri; Esociformes; Esocidae
Gene: klhl14
Product: kelch-like family member 14
Exons: 9
Coding region: 494-2314 (606 amino acids)
Molecular function (GO): protein binding
Source: RefSeq, a predicted model, not a curated record
UUCUUCUUCUCUUGCAGAAAGCACAGCUCCCUCUCACACACUCACACACUUCUUGUUAAUUCAGAAGAACAAAAUGAUCAACGUCAACAAAUAACCUGAAAUAGUGACUUUAUGAGUUGGAAUCAAUUAUUAUUUUGAGGCACGGACAAUAUACUUUUAAAGGAAAGGAAUACAUCUAAAGAAAAAGGAGAACAAAGGAAAGUCCAGUGAGAAUAUUGGAAACCUGAAGCUUUACUUUCUUUUUUUGUCAAGCUCGUAAGUCAGAAUAAUAUCGGCGGGAGCAGCAUGACGUCGGUUUACUGGUUCAGUCGGAUGCAGGAUGCGUAUCCAUUAGCAUUAUGCUCGGUAUAACGUAAAGGUAUAAGAGACAAUUCCCUCCUGACUGUAAUGAUGCUAUCAUGUUAUAUUAAUAAUAAAGAAAAGGGCUGGAGGAAGGCUAAAUGGCUUGCAUGGUGUAUUUUGUUACCUAGGUGGCGUUAACGGUCAGGAAGUCAUGUCGAGAUCUGGCGAUAGAACGUCCACCUUUGACCCAACACACAGUGACACCCUGCUGCACGGGCUCAACCUUCUAUGGAGGAAACAGCUUUUCUGCGAUGUGACUCUCACCGCCCAGGGACAGCAGUUCCACUGCCACAAAGCCGUGCUUGCGUCCUGUUCCCAGUACUUCAGGUCUCUCUUCUCCACCAGUCACAUGCUCAACAACGAAGGGACGAACAACAACAAAGACCAGGGGAGCAGCGGCACCCCGUCCUCCUCCCCCGACGACAAGCUGAUGGCUAGCACCCGGUCCAUCAACAACCUAGUCCUUCAGGGCUGCUCCUCCAUCGGACUACGGCUGGUGCUGGAGUACUUAUACACUGCCAACGUCACUCUCUCCCUGGACACUGUUGAAGAGGUGCUCUCGGUCAGCAAGAUCCUUAACGUGCCCCAGAUCACCAAGCUCAGUGUGCAGUUCCUUAACGACCAGAUCUCUGUGCAGAACUACAAACAGAUCUGCAAAAUUGCAGCCCUGCACGGUUUGGACGAGACCAAGAAGCUGGCCAACAAGUACUUGGUGGAGGACGUGCUGCUGCUGAACUUUGAGGAGAUGUGUGCCAUGCUGGACGCUCUGCCGCCCCCGGUGGAGUCAGAACUGGCCCUUUUCCAGAUGUCGGUCCUCUGGCUGGAGCAUGACCGGGAGACUCGCAUGCACUACGCCCCGGACCUGAUGAAGAGGCUGCGCUUCGCCCUCAUCCCAGCCCCAGAGCUGGUGGAGAGGGUACAGUCGGUUGACUUCAUGAGGACUGACCCGGUGUGCCAGAAGCUGCUCCUGGAUGCCAUGAACUACCACCUGAUGCCCUUCAGGCAGCACUGCAGGCAGACCACAGCCAGCAAGAUCCGUUCCAAUAAGAGGAUGCUGUUAUUGGUGGGUGGCUUGCCCCCUGGACCUGAUCGACUCCCCAGUAAUCUGGUCCAGUAUUACGACGAUGAGAAGAAGACAUGGAAGAUCCUCACAAUAAUGCCUUACAACAGUGCCCAUCACUGCGUGGUGGAGGUAGAGAACUUCAUUCUGCUACUGGGUGGAGAAGACCAGUGGAACCCCAAUGGAAAGCACAGCACUAAUCAUGUCAGCCGCUAUGAUCCACGAUUCAACAGUUGGAUACAACUUCCUCCUAUGCAGGAAAGGAGAGCUAGUUUCUUCGCCUGCUGCCUGGAUAAGCACCUGUAUGUAAUUGGCGGGAGGAACGAGUCAGGCUACCUCUCCAGCGUGGAGUCCUACAACCUAGAGACUAACGAGUGGAACUAUGUGUCAUCCUUGCCCCAGCCUCUGGCCGCACACGCCGGAGCAGUGCACAAUGGGAAAAUAUACAUCUCAGGAGGAGUCCACAAUGGAGAGUAUGUAUCCUGGCUGUAUUGCUAUGACCCCAUCAUGGAUGUGUGGGCCAGGAAACAGGAUAUGAACACAAAGAGAGCUAUUCAUGCCCUGGCUGGGAUGAACGACCGCCUCUAUGCUAUCGGGGGCAACCAUCUGAAAGGGUUCUCUCACCUGGAUGUGAUGCUGGUGGAGUGUUAUGACCCCAAAGCGGAUCAGUGGAACAUCCUGCAGACACCUAUUCUGGAGGGCCGCAGUGGCCCCGGCUGUUGUAUCCUGGAUGACAGCAUCUUCCUAGUGGGCGGAUAUAGCUGGAGCAUGGGAGCCUACAAGUCUUCCACCAUCUGCUACAGCCCAGAGAAGGGGACCUGGACAGAGCUGGAGGGAGAGGUGGCAGAGCCCUUAGCAGGCCCAUCCUGCUCCACUGUCACACUGCCUGCCUGUCUGCCCUUCAACAAAUAACUCCCCUCAAUAGGUACUGAGGGAGUGGGAAGGAGGCAAGGAAGAGGUGAGGGGCUGGAGUGAUGAGGAAACGGAUCAUCUAUAAACGAACAGUUGAAAAACACAUUUUGUGAUGAAGUACUCCAAUCAGCCGAUGGGAUAUGUAUAAAUUAUUUUUUUACAUGUUUGACAAAAGAGCACUUUCGUUAUUAUUGCCUACUGAAGGUUUGAAAAAGUAAGUAAUCAUGUAUUUCAUGUAUUUUAACCCCAUCUGUGUUGAACUUUCAGACAAUGGUCCCAUUUCAUAUCAGAUUUUUCUUUAAUCGAUAGUAAGUGUUUUUGGCUUAUCUUGAUAUAGCACGCAUAAUGUUGAACUGAAUUGUUUUAGCUUAUCUUGUAAUUAGUAGGAGACAUCAAUUAAAAAACCAAAUGGACUGCUGUUAAAAAGAAUAAACACUGGAAACAACCUGUCAGACAAAUUGCAAUGAAACUGAACUCUGGUUAAUAUGCUCAUCUUUCUUCAAUCAAAAUCAGGAUUUUGUGUGCAGUAUAUUAUAAAGCAGAGACAAUAACCGUUCAUCUGCGGCAACUGAAUCAUUUUUUAAGCUGCAAGCGAGUUUUUUUUUCUUCACAUUCAACAUUGAUUCUGAAAACUGCACUACAAACUGAUAUUAUUAAGGAUGGUACAAUCAAAUUAUUAUCAUUCAUCGCUAGCCAUCGGCAUACAUGGGUAGCCAUGGUAACUGAGUGAUAAGGUGGGUUUUCUGUUGUUUUGUGUUCAAUGUUACCUGUUAAUGUUUAACAGAGCCUAUUUCCAGAGACCACAGGACAAUUUCCUCAAAAGGCUAUGUCCCAUUUAAGAUUACGAUGAAGCACACAGUGGUCCUCAAUGCACUAUAGUGAAUCUAUAAAACAACUCUGUAAAUGAAUGGUUCACAAAACUAAAAGUUUAUUGAAUUGUUGUUACCUUUAGUAUACUACGUUCAAAAACAUGAUGAAAAGUGAAUUUAACUGUCAUGUCUGCAUUCUACUCUUUUGUCUAAGUUAGUGUGCAAGGUCCACACAGAAUAUACCUGCUAAAUUGCAUAUAGAUAGGGUAUGUUGAUUUUCAUUCUUGUAAAUAAUCGCUUGCAGUGGAACAUUUUUGUGCACUCAACCUGGGAUUUAUUCUCAAAUCCUGUUAUGUCCUUUGCAUUUUCGAAUAUGAAAAUAAAAACUCAA